AUGACCAUUGUAUUUGAUUCACAAAACAACGUGAAACAACCGAGGGGAAACUCUGAUUGGGAUAAUGAGGCUUGCAUCAUUGAACACAUUUCGGCAAGUUUUAACCACAUUCGAAUUGAGAAGAUUCAAGGAAGAAUCAUUUUUCGCGUAACAAAUGAAGAACCUGAGAAUGGUCAAUGCGAAGACAUCGAUGAUUCCUUACAUGACUUACCCUUUUCGAUCUUGGAAGUUUCGCAUGUGCGUGAAACGACCAUAAAUUCACUCAUAGGUGAAAGGUCGCAUUCGGACUAUUGUAAUACUAAUAAAAAUGCAAAAUCCGGCUGGAAUCAAUUAUGGCAAUAG
Messenger RNA from Acaulospora morrowiae, 342 nucleotides. The record is from the annotation of a GenBank genome assembly. NCBI's taxonomy places the organism in Eukaryota, Fungi, Glomeromycota, Glomeromycetes, Diversisporales, Acaulosporaceae.